Molecule: messenger RNA, 438 nt
Organism: Fusarium musae
Lineage: Eukaryota; Fungi; Ascomycota; Sordariomycetes; Hypocreales; Nectriaceae
Exons: 1
Coding region: 1-438 (145 amino acids)
Biological process (GO): spindle pole body duplication
Cellular component (GO): half bridge of spindle pole body; mitotic spindle pole body
Molecular function (GO): microtubule binding; calcium ion binding
Source: RefSeq, a predicted model, not a curated record
AUGGACAUGAAAAAGAAGGGAUGGCUCAACAGUUACGAGUUCAGACACUCGCUAGCAGCGCUAGGCUUUGAUAUGUCCAAGCCUGAUUACUUCAGAGAACUACAGUCGUACGGCUCUGUUCCUCCCGAAUGGCAAGAUCCUCACAACUGUCCUGUCAACCGCCUCUAUGUUUACCUCGACCAAUUUCGAUUAUGCGCUGCCAAGUUACUAGCCAACCGCGACCCCAGACAAGAAGCGACAAAAGUGUUCAACAUGUUUGAUUACGACGGAGAUGGUGUUAUUUCCUUUGAGGACAUGCGACGGCUAGCUUCCGAUAUCAAGGAAGAGAGGACCAUGACAGACGAGGAAAUCCAGAGCAUGAUUGAGCAUCUGGACCACGAGGGUAAAGGCGGUGUAAACUUGGAAGAAUUCAUACAGAUGAUGGAGGAGGCUGGUUAA